AUGGCCGAGGCCGAUCUUUUCGACGUCCUGAUCGUCGGCUCCGGCAGCGCUGGGCUGACCGCGGCCCUGUGGCUGACCAUCUACAACACGACACACCCACGGCAACAGAUCAAGUUCAAGAUUCUUGAGCGGCGCGGCGGACCCAUGGCCAUCGGGCAGGCGGACGGAAUCCAAUGCCGCACGGUCGAGAUCUUCGAGACCCUGGACCUGUCCGAGGACCUGCUCCGCGAGGCCUACCACGUCCUGGAAGUCGCCUUCUGGAGUCCCGACGGGCACGGUGGAAUCCGCCGCAGCAACCGUGCGGCCGACACCGCCAAGGGCCUGAGCCACAUGCCGCAUCUAAUCCUGAACCAGGCGCGGGUCAAUGGCCUGCUGCUGGAGAAGAUGAGGAAGCUGGGCGCUGGCCGGGGCGAGGAGGUGAGCUAUGGGUGGACGGUGAAGAGCGUUCGUCUGGACGAGGAGUUGGCGGAGAUGCAUUCAACCAGUUAUCCUUGUACGGUUGUUGCGGUGCGCGAUGAGGAUGCGAAAGAAGAGAUUUUCCGGGCCAAGUAUGUCCUGGGAUGUGAUGGAGCUCACAGUGUCGUGCGCAAAUCGCUCGGCUACAAGAUGGUCGGAGAUAGCACCGAUGCCGUCUGGGGAGUGAUGGAUAUCUAUCCACAAACCAACUUCCCCGACAUACGCCGCAAGGUCACCGUCCACUCCGACUCUGGAUCCCUACUGGUUAUCCCUCGAGAGGGCGGCUCUCUCACUCGCUUCUACAUCGAAUUUCCCACAGGCACCAACGUCAAGGAAAUCAGACUAGAGGAUCUACACAAGAAGGCACAGCAAAUCUUCCAGCCGUACAAGAUGGACUUUGCCGACACGUACUGGUGGUCAUGUUAUUCAAUCGGCCAACGUCUCGCGGACCAUUUCACCAAGUCCAACCGGGUAUUUUUGACCGGUGACGCGUUUCAUACCCACUCACCAAAAGCCGGGCAGGGGAUGAAUGUCUCCCUGCAAGACGGCUUCAACAUCGGCUGGAAACUCGGGCACGUCUUGACGGGACAGGCCACGCCAGACUUGUUGCAGACGUACCGCAUCGAGCGCGGCAAGACCGCGGCCGACCUGAUCGACUUUGACCGGUACUUUAUGAAGUUGUUUGCGAGCAACAAGGCGAACAACGAGAAGAAAAUCAGCCCCGAAGAGUUUCGCGAGGGCUUCAUCAAAUCCGGCCGGUACACCGCCGGCUUGACUUCGAAAUACGAGGAUUCCAGCGUGACGUCUAGCGCCGGCAGUACGCAGGAGCUGGCCAAGGAGCUUGUGGUCGGCAUGAGAUUCCCCGGCGCACAGGUCGUGCGGUACUGUGAUGUCAAAGCCAUGCAGCUUGCCCGGGCCUUGAAGGCGGACGGUCGGUGGCGCGUGAUCUUCUUUGCCGGCCGGAUUGGCGACCCCAAGAUGCUCCCGAGACUAAACCAGAUCGCAGAAUACAUGCAAUCUCCCAGCGGUCCCGUGCGGAAGUACACUCCCGUGUCGGCGGACAUUGACAGCUUUAUCGAGCCCAUCGUGGUGGUCACGGGCGACCGCCUCCAACUCGAGCAGGAGCAAAUCCCGGACUAUUUCUGGCCCGUGACCGGGAAGUGGAAAAUGAGAGACCUCCACAAAGUAUUCGUCGACGACGAGCACUACAACUCGGGCCACGGCCACGCUUAUGAGAAGUACGGCGUCGAUCCGGAGACAGGCGCCACCGUGAUUGUGCGCCCUGACCAAUACGUCUCCAAAGUGAUUCCCAUCGACGACACCCAGGGAAUCGGCCGGUUCUUCGACGGAUUUUGUGUCUCGCAGCAAGAGCAGCAGCAGCAGCAGCAGAACGGUCAUCUGUAA
Molecule: messenger RNA, 1860 nt
Organism: Fonsecaea erecta
Lineage: Eukaryota; Fungi; Ascomycota; Eurotiomycetes; Chaetothyriales; Herpotrichiellaceae
Exons: 5
Coding region: 1-1860 (619 amino acids)
Molecular function (GO): FAD binding
Source: RefSeq, a predicted model, not a curated record